CUUUUUUUUUCGUUUAUAAAAAAUAAAAAUGAUUCAGUUUUUUCUCAUUGUAAAUAGAACAGGGCAAACAAGGUUUGCUAGGUAUUAUCAAAACGACCCUGAGAACCCUACUUUUGAAUUGCAAGUUGCAAGGGGUUGCAUUACGCGAAAACCAAGUCAGACCUUGUUUUUUUCUUUAAAAGAACACAAGAUAGUAUAUCGUGUCUAUGCAUCCUUAUACUUUAUUAUUGGUUGCGAACCUCAAGACAAUGAGUUUUCUCUGUUGGAAUUGAUUCAAUUCAGCGUUGAGUGUAUGGACAGUUACUUUGAAAAAGUGACGGAACUUGAUCUUGUGUACAAUCUCGAAAAAGUUCACAUGAUCAUGGAUGAAAUUAUCGUUAAAGGUUUAAUUUUGGAGACCAAUCACGAUCGUGUCUUGGCUUUGAUAAAUGGUCUUGCUCAAAAGAAGAAAACAGUGGUGUAACAUUCUUUUUGUCUUACCCCGUUUUUAUUUUAUUUAAUUUUUUUUUUUAUAUAAAAGCACAGAAGGAAAGGAUCAGAACUCUUAUUUCCAAACU
Molecule: messenger RNA, 557 nt
Organism: Mucor mucedo
Lineage: Eukaryota; Fungi; Mucoromycota; Mucoromycetes; Mucorales; Mucoraceae
Product: AP complex, mu/sigma subunit
Exons: 6
Coding region: 29-463 (144 amino acids)
Biological process (GO): intracellular protein transport; vesicle-mediated transport
Cellular component (GO): membrane coat; intracellular membrane-bounded organelle
Source: RefSeq, a predicted model, not a curated record